AUGAUGGAAAAGAAAGAAGAGUCGGGCUACGGCCUCAACGUCGAGGCCACCCGGCCCGGCGAGAGCAACGAGUAUAACCUCGCCGAGCAGCACGACCAGCUGGCCCGCGGCCUCAAGUCUCGCCACAUCCAGUUCCUCGCCCUCGGCGGCGCCAUCGGCACGGGGCUGUUCGUCGGCUCCGGAGGCAUCCUCGCCAGCACCGGCCCCGCGCCGCUCUUCAUGGCCUACCUGAGCAUGCUGAUGAUUGUCUGGAACGUCAUGAACAACCUCGCCGAGAUGGUCACCUACCUGCCCAUGCGUGGCAUCACCGUCCCCUACUUUGUCGGCCGCUUCGUCGACCCUAGCUUGGCGUUUGCCGCCGGCUGGAACUACUGGUACGCGUACGCCAUGCUGGUCGGCGCCGAGGCCACGGCCGCGGGCAUCGUCAUCGACUACUGGGGCGCCAACGUCAACAUCGCCGUGUGGAUCACCAUUGUGCUCGUCGUCAUGCUGCUGCUCAACAUCAUCGCCGUCAGCUUCUUCGGCGAGGCCGAGUUCUGGUUCGCCAGCAUCAAGCUCAUCACCAUCUGCGGCCUCAUCAUCCUCGGCGUCGUCAUCUUCUUCGGCGGCGGCCCCAACCAGGACGGCAUCCUCGGCUUCCACUACUGGAAGGACCCCGGCGCCUUCGUCCCCUACAAGGCCGACGGCGACGCGGGCCGCUUCCUCGGCUACUGGCACGCCUUUGUCACGGCGGGCUUCGCCUUCAUCACCUCGCCCGAGCUCAUCGCCAUCGCCGCCGGCGAGACGGUCGCCCCGCGCCGCAACAUCCCCAAGGCCGCCCGCCGCUUCGUCUGGCGCCUCGCCAUCUUCUACGGCAUCUCCUCCCUCAUCAUCGGCAUCCUCGUGCCCUCGGACGACCCCCAGCUGCUCGGCGCCUCCAACGCCAGCGCCUCCCCCUUUGUCAUUGGCAUCCAGCGCGUCGGCAUCCCCGUCCUCAACCACAUCAUCAACGCCGCCAUCCUCACCUCCGCCUGGUCCGCCGGCAACUCCUUCCUCUACUCGGGCAGCCGUGUGCUGUACUCCAUGUCCCUCACCGGCCAGGCCCCCAAGUUCUUCAGCCGCGUCAACCGCCGCGGCGUCCCGUGGGUCUCGGUCCUCUUCACCUGGGCGUUUGGCCUGCUCGCCUACCUCAACGUGUCCAACACGGGCGCCACCGUCUUCAACUGGUUCGUCAACAUCUCGACCAUUUCCGGCUUCGUCGCCUGGAUCGUCGUCAUGAUCACGUACCUGCGCUUCCGCAAGGCCAUGCAGUACCACAACAUGCUGCACGUCCUGCCCUACAAGACGCCCCUGCAGCCCUACGCGACCUGGAUCGUCCUCGUCGUCGUCUCGCUGCUCACCAUCACCAACGGCUUCCAGACCUUCAUCCCCUUCAAGGCCAAGGACUUUAUCGCCGCGUACAUCACGCUGCCCGUCUUCUUGAUCCUCUACGUCGGCCACAAGAUCUACUUCCGCACGCCCAUGUGCAUCCCCGUGGACCAGGUCGACACCAUCACCGGCAAGAAGGAGAUGGACGAGCUCGAGGCCAUGGAGGAGGAGCGCGUGCCCAAGAACUGGCUGCAAAAGGCCUGGUACUGGCUCGCCUGA
Molecule: messenger RNA, 1626 nt
Organism: Purpureocillium lilacinum
Lineage: Eukaryota; Fungi; Ascomycota; Sordariomycetes; Hypocreales; Ophiocordycipitaceae
Biological process (GO): amino acid transmembrane transport
Cellular component (GO): membrane
Molecular function (GO): amino acid transmembrane transporter activity
Source: RefSeq, a predicted model, not a curated record